This is a messenger RNA of Carica papaya (papaya), 1623 nucleotides long. RefSeq names its product RNI-like superfamily protein. Lineage: Eukaryota; Viridiplantae; Streptophyta; Magnoliopsida; Brassicales; Caricaceae. Gene Ontology annotation, molecular function: protein binding. The record is from RefSeq and is a predicted model, not a curated record. Gene Ontology annotation, cellular component: cytoplasm.
UACAGAAAACAGAUGAGAGAUUGGAUUUGGAUUAGGGUUUCUCAUUAUCCCUAUUCCUAAUCCUCUCUUCAGUAAUUAAUCCAAUUUAUCCUUCACUUCAUCAAUGGCCUCUGUUUGCAUAAACGAUUCUUUGACGGAUGACGAGCUCAGAUGGAUACUAUCCAGGCUGGAUACUGAUAAAGACAAGGAGGUUUUCGGCUUGGUCUGCAAGAGGUGGCUGUACCUGCAGAGCACCGAGAGGAAGAAGCUCGCUGCUCGUGCUGGUCCCCACAUGCUCCGUAAGAUGGCUGCCAGGUUCUCUCGCCUUUUCGACCUCGACCUUUCACAGUCGGUUUCCAGGUCCUUUUAUCCGGGAGUCACGGAUUCUGAUCUCUCUGUUAUUGCUGAUGGCUUUAAGUCCUUAAGGGUUCUUUCUUUGCGUAAUUGCAAAGGUAUUACAGAUUCUGGAAUGGCAUCCAUUGGACAGGGUCUGUCAUCUUUACAAUCAUUGGAUGUGUCUGAUUGCAGAAAGCUAACAGACAAGGGGUUGUCAGCUGUUGCCAAAGGCUGUCAUGAUCUAAAGAGCCUGCAUCUUGCUGGUUGUAGGUUUGUAUCUGAUGGACUGUUACAAGCUCUUUCUAUAAACUGUCGCAAUCUGGAGGAGCUGGGCUUGCGUGGAUGCAUCAACAUAACAGAUUCUGGACUCAGAGAUCUUGUAAGUGGCUGUCGACAGAUUAAAUUUUUAGACAUCAAUAAAUGUAGCAAUAUUGGAGAUUCUGGGAUUUCUAGUGUUUCCAAAGCCUGUGCAUCUUCUCUUAAAACCUUGAAGUUGCUGGAUUGUUACAAAGUUGGAGAUGAGUCUAUAUCAUCCUUGGCCAAAUAUUGCAAAAAUCUUGAAACUCUUAUAAUUGGUGGCUGUCGAGACAUUACUGAUGAGUCCAUAAAAUUAUUGGCCAUGGCCUGUAAUAGUAGUUUGAAGAAUUUGCGAAUGGAUUGGUGCUUAAAGGUUUCUGAUUCUUCUAUAAGUUGCUUGUUCAGUCAGUGUAAGAACCUGGAGGCUCUUGAUAUUGGUUGCUGUGAGGAGGUGACAGAUGCUGCAUUUCUAAGUUUGGUGAAUAGAGAUACAGAGUUGAGAUUGAAGGUUCUGCAGGCAAGCAACUGCCCGAAGAUUACAGUUUCAGGAAUAGGAAUGCUAUUGGAAGGCUGCAGUUCCUUGGAAUUUCUCGACGUGAGAUCCUGUCCACAUGUGACCAAGGCAGGCUGUGAUGAGGCUGGACUGCAUUUUCCUAAAUGGUGUAAGGUGAAUUUUAUGGGUAGUUUAUUAGGAGAGCCAUAUCUUAUAAUGUGAAACCGUAUAUUUAACUGUUCAUUAUGCAUCCUGUAAAAUUUAUCACUGUCAAAAGUUUCAUGUUUUCAUGACCUCUUGGUCCGAUACAUGGGGUACUUGAAUGCUUGGGGGGAAUCUUUUGCUAAGUGCUAUCAUGCUCUUGUACAUGCUAUGUGUUACAUUGGAUUGCUUUCUGCCUAAAAUCUUGCCUGUACUUUAUAUUAUAUAUAAUUUACAUUUCGACUUGUAAUUUGUAUCAUCAUUCAGCAAAUAUUGGUCUCCUGGCAUAUUGCCAGAUUCUGUGCCAAUUCUCAACA